Molecule: messenger RNA, 1011 nt
Organism: Notechis scutatus (mainland tiger snake)
Lineage: Eukaryota; Metazoa; Chordata; Lepidosauria; Squamata; Elapidae
Source: RefSeq, a predicted model, not a curated record
GAAAUGUACAAAAGAAUGAAAGCAGUAUCACAUCUGCUUUAGAGAAGUAACAUGAAUAAGUACAACUUUUUGUUGUCCUUCUUUCUGUUGCUGAGUGGAGUAUCUGACUUCCACGAGUCCGUAACUACAAUGGCAGAUAAUGAACAGUCUGGUGAUGGCAUACCGUCUACUGUGGCCACCACAAUAGGAUCUAUUAGUUCUGUUUUAUUUUCAAUUUCUGCUAAUAAAUCAGAAGAGCAAAAUGCCACAACACCCACUGAAACUGAGGAUACUGCAAUGGAAAGUACUUCUGCCACAGAAAUGAAUGAGGAAGAGUCCGGUUUACAUACUGCCGUGAUAAUUGGAGUUUCUGUAGUGUUGCUCUUAGUCCUCUUGAUUAUCCUGGUCAUCUUUAUUGUAAAACGUCGCAAAAAGAAACAAAGGCAAGAAGAUGAGCUAGCAAGUGAAAAUGGUAAAAGUCCUAUUUUUGAAGAAGAUACACCUUCUGUAAUGGAAAUUGAGAUGGAAGAACUGGAUAAAUGGAUGAACAGCUUGAAAAAAAAUGGAGAAAGUGAUUAUUUGCCCCCUGUAAACGAAGAGAAAGAUUCUAACACCAACCCAAGCAGAUGUGAAAUAUCUCCCUUGCCUUUGGACUAUGACAUCCUCUGAAUCAGAAAGGCCCUAUCAUACUUUGAAGCCUUAAACUGCAGCACAAGACACAAGACUCAGCCCCAUGUUCAGAAGCUUCCAGAAGCCUCCUGAAGAACCCCAGAAACCCUUCAGCAGAUUCUCCAUAUUGCUUUCCUUUUAAAAGCGUGAGGCUGAAAAACGAAGGCUCAUCAACAGUUUAGACUCCUUAGGCACUAGAGCUAAUCAAAAUAAAGUCCGCGUUAUCUAAUAUAAAUCUUUACUGUGUGGAAGAAAGCAUUAAAUUAUUGCUGUAACAGAAUAAAGCUCAAGUCAGCCCAAUUUAUUUGCUGCUCUCCAAGGUCCUGGGGGUUUGGUUUUGCUCUUUCCCUUUUGUCUGUAGAU